Messenger RNA from Leptosia nina, 270 nucleotides. NCBI's taxonomy places the organism in Eukaryota, Metazoa, Arthropoda, Insecta, Lepidoptera, Pieridae. The record is from the annotation of a GenBank genome assembly.
AUGGGCGGUGAGGGGCGCUCGAUGCAGUGUGGUGAAUGGCGGUGGAUCCAUCUCUGGGCGGUGGCUAGAGCGUGGCGAGCGGCAGUCGGCGCUUCAGUAGGCGCUCGCGAGUCGCAGGGCGCGCACGGACAGCGGCAGCACCCCCCGCCGCCCGAAUCGGCGGCUAUUAUGCCGGCGCCCCGGGGCCGCACGCCACGCGCCGCGCGCUCUCCGCCUCCGCGCAGCGAUCUCCUCGCUCCGUACGUCGCGCGCUCGCCCUCUCACCCUUAA